AUGAGGGUGAACAAGAAAUACUCCUGUCUGCCCGCUGAGGAGAAGGGGAUCCACAUUAUCAACAUCCGAGCUAUCGAGGAUAUAGGAUAUGACCAGCACGAGAGUACAUUAUUAAAUUCCCUAUCCAAAAAUCCAGACGCCGACUGCAAAUAUGGACUCUACUUCAGAGAUGGCAAGAGAAAAGUAGACUACAUCUUAGUUUAUCAUUACAAGAAGUCCUCGUCAGGGAAGACGCUCACCAGGAGAGUCCAUCACAAUGAUUCAAGUGGCCGAAGCACCAAGCAGGACCAGCCACUUCCCGGGAAGGGAGUGCAGCUGGAAAUGGGGGAGAGCGAACCUCACGUGGAUUACCACGAAGACGACAAGAGGUUUCGCCGAGAAGAGUACGAGGGGAACCUUGUGGAGGCCGGUCUGGAACUGGAACGCGAUGAGGAUACUAAAAUCCAUGGGAUUGGAUUUGUAAAAAUCCAUGCACCAUGGAACGUAUUGUGUCGAGAGGCAGAAUUUCUUAAACUCAAGAUGCCCACAAAAAAGAUGUAUCAGAUCAACCAGACCCAUGGUCUUCUGAAAAAGAUUAAUUCUGUAAUUCAGAAGAUAACAGAGCCCAUCCAGCCAAAAGUAGCGGAACACAAACCCCAGACCAUGAAGCGCCUCUCUUACCCCUUCUCCAGAGAGAAGCAGCACUUAUUUGAUUUGUCUGACAGAGAUUCCUUCUUUGACAGCAAAACGAGAAGCACUAUAGUUUAUGAAAUAUUGAAGAGAACGACAUGUACCAAAGCAAAAUAUAGCAUGGGGAAAGGAGAGGGAAGAAAGAAGGAAACUACCCUUUUAAAUAAAAGACGAAAAUGUGGUAAAUAUGGGAUCACCAGUCUGCUUGCCAAUGGAGUUUACAGUGCUGCAUAUCCUUUGCAUGAUGGUGACUAUGAAGGUGAAAACGUCGAACCUAAUGACAGAAAACUCCUGUGUGAGGAGUGGGCGAGCUACGGAGUCUUUUAUAAGUAUCAGCCCAUCGACCUAGUGAGAAAAUACUUUGGAGAGAAGAUUGGACUAUAUUUUGCCUGGCUGGGAGUUUAUACGCAAAUGCUUAUUCCAGCGUCAAUUGUAGGGAUUAUUGUUUUCCUAUAUGGCUGUGCAACUGUGGAUGAGAAUAUACCAAGUAUGGAAAUGUGUGACCAGAGAAACAAUAUCACGAUGUGUCCCUUAUGUGACAGAACGUGCAGCUACUGGAAGAUGAGCUCCGCUUGCGCAACUGCUCGCGCAAGUCAUCUGUUUGAUAACCCUGCAACGGUCUUCUUCUCAGUCUUCAUGGCUCUCUGGG
This is a messenger RNA of Apaloderma vittatum (bar-tailed trogon), 1318 nucleotides long. RefSeq names its product anoctamin-1-like. The transcript has 12 exons. Lineage: Eukaryota; Metazoa; Chordata; Aves; Trogoniformes; Trogonidae. The annotation marks the transcript as partial. Gene Ontology annotation, biological process: chloride transmembrane transport. Gene Ontology annotation, molecular function: chloride channel activity; protein dimerization activity. Gene Ontology annotation, cellular component: plasma membrane. The record is from RefSeq and is a predicted model, not a curated record.